AUGCGCACAUGCACACAGAACAAAUCUACCUAUUCGUUCUUUUUAUUUCCUUUCGCAUACUUCUAUCUUUAUUUUUGCUGCUUUUUCUUCUUUUUCCUUCUUUUUUUCGUUUUUUGUUUAUAUUCAUUCACUCAUUUUUUUCUUUCUUUCGUAUCGAUUAUUCUUUCUUUAUUCUCAACUUUCUUUCUAUUCACUUUCACCUUUUCUUUUUCUCUACAUUGUUUAUUUUUUCUUACUUUCUUACCGCUUUCUUUAUUUAUUCUAGAACUUUCUUUCUUAUUACUUCUUUUCAUUCUCCCCACUUCACAUAAGCCGUACAUUAUUACUUUGGUGAAACAAUUGUGUAUAAAUCAUUUGUCUUUCUUUCAUUCUUUAUUCACAACUUUCUUUAUUUUUUCACUUUCACAUUUUCUUUUUUAUCUACUUUGUUUCUUUCUUUCUUAUUGCUUUCUUUUUUUCGCAUCGCUUUUCUUUCUUUCUUUGUUCCUUUCAUUCUUUCUUUCUUUCUUUCUUUCUUUCUUUCUUUCUUUCUUUUUUAUUUCUUUCUUUCUUUCUUUCUUUCUUUCUUUCUUUCUUUCUACCCUCACAUAA
Messenger RNA from Acanthosepion pharaonis, 591 nucleotides. The record is from the annotation of a GenBank genome assembly. Lineage: Eukaryota; Metazoa; Mollusca; Cephalopoda; Sepiida; Sepiidae.